This is a messenger RNA of Ceratotherium simum simum (southern white rhinoceros), 2833 nucleotides long. Lineage: Eukaryota; Metazoa; Chordata; Mammalia; Perissodactyla; Rhinocerotidae. The record is from RefSeq and is a predicted model, not a curated record.
AUAAAUUCCAGUGAGUGUGAAAAUGUGUCAAGAAAAAAGGAAAUGUCCGAAGACAUUGAAGCCAAUGCUAUGGAUUCUCUGGCAGAUAUGCCAUUUGCUACUGUAGAUAUUAAAGAUGAUUGUGAAAUCCCUGAUGUACCUCAAAUAAGUUUGGAGAGAAGUAAAGAAAAUGAACGGAUCGAUAAAGAUCAGAAAAAGAAGAGGAAAAAAAAGCAAAAAGAUUAUCAACCGAACUAUUUCCUAUCUAUUCCGAUUACCAGCAAAGAGAUUACAAGAGGAAUUAAGAUCCUACAAAAUGCAAUAAUAGAGCAAGACAAACAACUGGCCAAAGCCAUGAUCAGUGAUGGUUCUUUUCAUGUUACCUUGCUUGUGAUGCAGCUGUUAAAUGAAGAUGAAGUAUACAAUGGUAUUGAUGCUCUAUUGGGAUUAAAACCAUUCGUAGAAGAAAUCCUCCAAGGAAAACACCUGACUUUGCCUUUUCAAGGGGUUGACACUUUUGGGAAUCAGGUUGGAUUUGUGAAGCUGGCAGAUGGAGAUCACGUAAGCCCGCUCUUGCAGAUAGCAGAGGCUGCAAAGAGGACAUUUCAAGAGAAAGGGAUCUUGGCAGGGGAAAGCAGAGGUUUUAAGCCUCAUUUGACCUUCAUGAAAUUGUCCAAAGUUCCAUGGCUCCGGAAGAAGGGAGUGAAAAAAAUAGACCCCGAACUCUAUGAAAAAUUUAUCAGUCACAGAUUUGGAGAAGAAGUGGUACAUCGCAUAGAUCUUUGCUCCAUGCUGAAGAAGAAACAAAGUAAUGGUUAUUAUCACUGUGAGUCUUCAAUUGUGAUUGGUGAUAAGAAUGGAGGUGAGCCUGACGAUGCUGAACUGGUAAGGCUCAGUAAGAGGCUGGUGGAGAACGCGGUGCUCAAGGCUGUCCAGCAGUAUCUGGAAGAAACACAGAACAAAAACAAGCCAGGGGAUGGGAACUCUGUGAAAGCUGAAGAGGCUGAUAGGAAUGGCACUGACAGUGACAACAACAGGAAGUGAGACCCGAAUGCAGGCAGGGCCCCGCUGCUCCAGGAGAAGCAUCCCUGCCCCCAUCUCCUGAGUCAAUGGACUAAUCUGCAUUGUGCUGUUUAAGUGUCUCUUGUCCAGUCUGUGGAGAUUGCCUGAUACUUUCAUGAUCGAUGUGUUUGCAUAUCUGAAACACAACAGAAGAGAAAUGGAGAGCUGAGACUAGCAGAGGAAAUUGAUUUAUGAAAGAAGAGUGGCCCAAGUUUCACUUGCCGUCAGCCAUGGCCAAGGGAGAGGGGACUUGGGGUUAUACCUCGUGGACUCAAAGGCCGUGGAAGGGGCCAUAAAUGGAAUACUGCCAUUUAUAUUGCUUAGCAGGGCAUUUGGCUACUGUAUGUGAGGCCAAAACACACACAGCUAACAAGUGCUAAAUUUAAAAUAAUCACUGUUGAAAUUAUUGUCCAUAACAUUUCGUGUUUGUCCUACGUAUGCCGUCGAUAUGCAGUGAUCUUUCUUUACAGUAAAUUUGUUUCAUGUAAAUGAUAUAUUUUUGGCGAAAUGCAACCUUUUCUAUAAAAUGUCGGUAACGUUUUAAAGGUUUCUUUUUAACCCUCUUUUGACUCUCUUUUGAUAAGUCAGUGUGCCAUAUUUAACGUUUUUCCUUGGCAUUGGUAUGUAAAAUGUAUUAUAUAAUUUUUUUUUCCGUAGGCAAGAAACCUAUUGGAAUCCGGGACUUAAUUAAUGAAGCUUUGUGUCGAGAAAGGAUGGGUUUGAAGUCCAAAGUGAAACAGAUAAAGGAACUUUUACUAAAGCCUGAGACUCAGGCCAAAAUUAGGAGGGAGCUUUUUGAAGGAAGAUCCAUUAACAGCAGUAAUCAAGGAAAUGAUGUUGAUGUCAGUGCAACUUUGACAUGAGCUCUACAUUGCUGUCAUGGUACCAUCGUUUAUGAAAUCUUUUCAGCUUGUUAAAUAGCUCUUUGGUAAAAACCAAAGAAGUGAUAGUGUCUGCACAGCAGCAAACCAACAUCUGGUAAGGAAUUAACAAUUUCUUGCCAAAGAAGACUGAUUCUGCCCUGUUGUUUUUUAAGCUAAACUUGUGUUUUGGAAUGUUUGUUUCUGUAACGUCGAGAGUUAUUUUACAGAAAGGACUUCUUAAUUAGCUGUUGUGAGAUGUUCCUUGGGUCCUGCAGAUAAAAUAUACAGACUGUGAAAAAUCAUUUACAGACAAAAGAAAUACAGUAUUUUAAAGGUCACUUGCCUCUUGUUGACAUGAUUUUUUUUCUUAUUAUUAAAUCAAAAGAAGCAUUGUCCACACGUGUCUAUAUCUAGGUUUACUUUUAAUGGGAAUUUGAAUGUUUAUGGAACACUAGUACUUGAAUGAACAUUUAUAGAUGUAAUUAUUGCAAUCACUGGUUAAGAAUGUUUUAUAAUAUCCAUAUGUAUUAUUUUCUAAUGAUCAAAAUGUAGUUUGCUUUUUCAUUUCUUAAUGAAUAAAUGUUUAGAAUUUUUACUUUCUACUUUUCUGAAGAUAAGCCCCAGGUCUUACCGUAUCCCUUAUAAUCUGAAUUUGUUUGCACUGGUUCAUUUUUAAAGAAAAUUCUUGAAAAACUUCCCCCCAUAUGAUAAUCAUUGGUACAGCUUUUUCUAUAGUCAUUGUAAAAUUGCUGCUGCCAAGAGAUCACGAUGGAGGGGAAGUUAUUGGAGAUCAAAUAUGUAAUCAUUUCAAAUAUAAAAUCCAGCUUAUUCAUGGAUUGUAGCUAUUUUUUCACUGGGUAAAUUAUACGACAUUUAUUUAUAAGUGAGUUUAUGCAUUUUCAUGCCUCUUAAUAAACGUAUUGUUUUCC